Colletotrichum navitas is the source of this 1181-nucleotide messenger RNA. RefSeq names its product 2OG-Fe(II) oxygenase family oxidoreductase. Gene Ontology annotation, biological process: peptidyl-proline hydroxylation to 4-hydroxy-L-proline. The record is from RefSeq and is a predicted model, not a curated record. Lineage: Eukaryota; Fungi; Ascomycota; Sordariomycetes; Glomerellales; Glomerellaceae. Bases 146 to 1054 code for a protein of 302 amino acids. Gene Ontology annotation, molecular function: iron ion binding; L-ascorbic acid binding; procollagen-proline 4-dioxygenase activity. The transcript is spliced from 2 exons. Gene Ontology annotation, cellular component: endoplasmic reticulum.
UUAUCCGUAUUGCAAACCGUUCUUUGCUACCGAGUGAACUCGCUCCCUCUUUACUGAAGCUCGGUCCGUGUCCUUUGUGUGCGCGCGCACUCUCUCAUAAACGAACGCCGGCCCUUUGCUCCAUGAAUACCUCCCGACCCCGACCAUGAUCUCCUACGUCGUAGGCCUCGUGGCGGUCCUUGUUUUCUUCGCUGACCCCAUCGCCCGGCUCUUCUCUCCAUCCGGGGCCGGCGGCCGAGGCCGGAUUGUCCGUACGCCCCGGCCGCAGAUGAACGAGUCGCUCCUCGCCAUCGAGUAUCCCAACGCCACGGCGUUGUCGUGCCCGCCUGACACGUACUCGGUGCGCAUCUUCUCCAAAGAGCCGCUGGUGUUGUAUAUUGAGGGGUUCCUUAGCCCCGAGGAGAGGGUGCAUUUGCUCGACAUCAGCCAACCCCUGUUUGAGCCGUCAACGAUAACCCAUGACGGCGCCGGUGUCCAACGCGACACCUCGAUCCGCGAGUCCGAGGUUGCCAUGGUCCCGCGCACCGACACGGUCCGCUGCGUCGAGGCCCGCGUCCGCGCGCUGCAGGGCUGGCGCGAGGAGCUCUGGGUCGAGAGGCUGCGGACCCAGCGCUAUGUCGAGGGCGGGCACUACUCAUAUCACUUUGACUGGAGCGCGAACCGUGGCGGAUGGGGGAGAGUGAGCAGCAUGAUGGCCUGGGUCGACGCGCGCGACGAGGACGGGACGCCUGGGACGGGCGGAGGCGAGGGCCUGGUCGGCGGUGGGACAGAGUUCCCGUUGUUGAGCGUCCCGGGAGUCAAGGAGAGGUGGUGUCGGUUCGUCGAAUGUGGGGGUGUGAGAGAAGGGAAUGACGGCGGUCAGAAGAUGGGCGAAGGCGAUGGAGAGGAGAAGGGGGUCGUGUUCAAGGCGGUCCCCGGAAACGCCGUCUUUUGGGAAAACUUUCGCGCCGAUGGGAGCGGUGCUGGAUACGACGAGACGUGGCACGCUGGUUUGCCCGUAAAGAAAGGCGUCAAGGUCGGUUUGAACAUUUGGAGUACGGGACGGAUAGAUUAGGUUGGUGUUCUGGGCGGCCCCGUGUCUUUUGAUCCAUUCCAGCUUGACCACAGUUGAGAUACGACAUAUGCUGUAUUAUAGGUAGAUGCUACAACACUGAUAAGUCAUGUGAGCGUCGUGUACUCGG